Messenger RNA from Nilaparvata lugens (brown planthopper), 1991 nucleotides. RefSeq names its product zinc transporter 1 (gene ZnT63C). Gene Ontology annotation, cellular component: membrane. The record is from RefSeq and is a predicted model, not a curated record. The transcript is spliced from 11 exons. Gene Ontology annotation, biological process: zinc ion transmembrane transport; intracellular zinc ion homeostasis; detoxification of zinc ion. NCBI's taxonomy places the organism in Eukaryota, Metazoa, Arthropoda, Insecta, Hemiptera, Delphacidae. Gene Ontology annotation, molecular function: zinc ion transmembrane transporter activity. The coding region runs from base 193 to 1635 and encodes 480 amino acids.
AUAGGAAAAUGGGUUUGGGCUCAGUGUUUGUGUUUCUAACAGAAUUGGUUCUCAAUUGAGUGGAGAAUGUAGAUUGGUUUAAUAGAAACUGCUUUCCUGGCUUUGUUUUGUUGUUAUAAAUUGGGCAAAAUCAUAUUAGAAUUGACAUUGGGUGUGCCAGACUGUACGCUUGCGUGGCACUGAGGUGAUGUUAUGGGCCGCUAUACGGGCAAAAAAUGUCGCCUGGUGUGCAUGUUCUGGCUGACGGCGUUCUUCUUCCUGGUGGAGAUAAUCGUCGGCUAUGUCACCAACUCCAUGGCGCUGGUCGCCGACAGCUUCCACAUGCUCAGCGAUGUCGCUGCGUUAGUGGUCGCUUUCCUAUCGGUCAAGAUGUCGCCGAAAAAAUGGUCGAAAAACACGUUUGGUUGGGCGCGUGCGGAGGUGCUGGGAGCCCUCGUUAACGCCGUCUUUCUAGUCGCUCUCUGCUUCUCCAUCACCGUAGAGGCAUGCAAAAGAUUUAUAGAGGUAGAAAUAAUCCAUGAACCGCAGCUGAUCGUUGUUGUCGGGGCAUUAGGACUAAUAGUUAAUAUUAUUGGACUCUUCCUGUUCCAUGAACACGGAGGCCACGGUCACUCUCACGGCGGCUUUAGCCAGUCGGACAGUGCGCAUGCGCACAGCCACCUAUCACGCAGCCACACGCGACUGACGCAGCUGGUGUCGGCAGGUGCAUCUUCAGUGGCUGGAAACGCGGCCAAUGGUAACACCACCGAUGACAACGAGAACCUCAGUGGCGGUGCUGGCUUGGCGGGGCGCAUUGUGAGCGGCAUGGGAGGGCAUCAGCACAACGGCAAGAUGGCCGCUGACGCUGCGCAGAUGAAUAUGCGCGGUGUAUUCCUCCACGUGUUGGCCGAUGCGCUCGGAUCGGUUAUUGUCAUCAUAUCGGCUCUGGUUGUAUGGCUGACAGACUGGCGCUUCAAGUACUACAUGGACCCGGCUCUGAGCAUUGUCAUGGUGGUCCUCAUCCUCCGAUCAGUCUGGCCUCUGCUGCAGGAGUCAGCUCUUAUCCUCCUACAAACUGUUCCUACACAUAUUCAGGUGGAUGCGAUUCAGCGCAGACUGCUGGACAAAGUGGAUGGAGUUCUGGCCGUACACGAGUUCCACGUCUGGCAAUUGGCUGGUGACAGGAUCAUUGCUUCAGCGCAUAUCAGGUGUCGAAAUCUUUCCGAGUACAUGAAAAUCGCUGAGAAAGUGAAGGAGUUCUUUCAUAACGAAGGCAUUCACUCGACUACUAUUCAGCCUGAAUUUGUAGAAGUUGCAGAAUUUGCAGAGGACGACCGAGUACAGGAGACAGCUUCGGGCGAUGACUGUGUGUUGGACUGUCCGAAAACAGACAAGCCGUGCGCCCUGUCCACCUGCUGUGGUCCCUCUAAGCACGGAAGAGACACACCAUCUCCUGGCGACACACCCUACCUGUGCAGGCAGCGCAACAACUGUGCCGCGGCCGCGCAGUCAGCCGCAGCCCUCAACGGGCCCAGCGAGAUGGAGCGGGGGGCGCUGCUAGGGGGGGUCGGUGGGCCAGGGGGGGUCACCUGUGCCGCGUCGGCACUCAGUGCUGCCACCUCGCUGCAGCACCUGCACACGGCCGCCUGCAUAUGACUGCAGGGGACAGCAGCAGACGGCGUAUGCGCCUCGCACCCCCUGCCCUCUGCCUCUGCCCCCCCUCUUCUGCUCGCUGUUUCCGCCGUUCGAAUGGAGGUCGGCCGGGUUGGUUCGUAAAUUCGGAAAUGAUCUCCUUCAACUAUACCAAAGCAUCAUUACACUGUGUGGACAAUCAUAUAGAGGCACUCCGCAUACUAUUCGAUCAAAUACGAAAUCCAUAUAAUAGCUGGGAUGUAAUCAGAUGCAAUUAGUAAAUCAAUUUGUAAAAAUAACUAACUUACCAUGCUUGGUAUCAUUUCACUUCAUGUUCUUGUGAUGAACACAGAAUUUUUUUUAUCUAUAUUAUUACUAAA